This is a messenger RNA of Emiliania huxleyi CCMP1516, 390 nucleotides long. Its product is annotated as alpha galactosidase. The record is from RefSeq and is a predicted model, not a curated record. Gene Ontology annotation, molecular function: hydrolase activity, hydrolyzing O-glycosyl compounds. NCBI's taxonomy places the organism in Eukaryota, Haptophyta, Isochrysidales, Noelaerhabdaceae. Gene Ontology annotation, biological process: carbohydrate metabolic process. The transcript has a single exon. The annotation marks the transcript as partial.
GACAAUGGCCUGGCCAUCACCCCUCCGCUCGGCUGGAGGUCUUGGAACUACUACGGCAUGAGGUUUACGCAGCAGGACAUGCUGCAGCAGGCGGCAGCGGUGACGGCUCGCCGCGGCGGGCGGCCAAGCCUCCGCGAUGUUGGGUACGAUCACCUUGGCGUUGACAUGGGAUGGGAAGGGUGCGGACGGGGUCUGAAUGGGUCGUUCCAUUCAGCUGAUGGGUGGCCCAUCGUCGAUUCCGACAAGUUCCCGAACCUCACCGCGCUUCACGGCAUGGGCCUGAAGACCGGAUUCUAUUUCAACCCCUGCUGGUGCAGCGUCGAGUGGAAGGUGUGGCCGACAGGCAACACCGCCAAAGACGCGGCGACGGUGCUGGACCUUGGCUUCGAC